Messenger RNA from Nicotiana attenuata, 492 nucleotides. RefSeq lists its product as uncharacterized. The coding region runs from base 1 to 492 and encodes 163 amino acids. The transcript is spliced from 3 exons. Lineage: Eukaryota; Viridiplantae; Streptophyta; Magnoliopsida; Solanales; Solanaceae. The record is from RefSeq and is a predicted model, not a curated record.
AUGUCGUUGUCUUUGGAGUUUACUCUCCAUCUGAGUAUGACCAUUCUUACUCAAAACACACUUGAGGGUCCAGAAUAUGUUGAUUGGAAACGAAAUUUGGAUAUUGUUCUAAUUGCUGAAGAGUACAAAUUUGUGCUCGCUGAGGUGUGUCCAGAAAAACCUGGAGAUGAUGCCACAGAUGAUGAACAAAAGGCUUACCAGAAAUGGAUUAAGGCUGAUGAGAUGGCGCGGUGUUACAUUUUGGCCUCCAUGUCGAAUGUUCUGCAACAUCAGCAUCAGUCGAUGGAGUCUGCUUAUGACAUUCUGGAAAAUCUCAAAGAAAUGUUCGGAGAUCAGAAUCGUGCGGCUAAGCAGACUGCCAUGAAAGCCCUUCUGAAUACCAAAAUGGUUGAAGGUUCAUCGACUUUGCAUGACAGUUUUCAGCAGUUUUGCCUGAAUUAUAAUAUGAACAAAAUGGAUUUGUCCCUUGCGAAAUUGCUGAAUGAGCUGUAG